Messenger RNA from Gastrolobium bilobum, 1249 nucleotides. RefSeq names its product WAT1-related protein At5g07050-like. The transcript has 7 exons. Gene Ontology annotation, molecular function: transmembrane transporter activity. NCBI's taxonomy places the organism in Eukaryota, Viridiplantae, Streptophyta, Magnoliopsida, Fabales, Fabaceae. The coding region runs from base 1 to 1188 and encodes 395 amino acids. The record is from RefSeq and is a predicted model, not a curated record. Gene Ontology annotation, cellular component: plasma membrane.
AUGGCCCCUGAAAAACUUAGUUGUUGUGCAAGAUUCCUUGAAAACUCUAAGCCCUACUUUGCCAUGAUCUCUUUACAAUUUGGCUAUGCUGGCAUGAACAUUAUCACUAAGGUUUCCCUUAACCAAGGCAUGAGUCAUUAUGUACUUGUGGUUUAUCGCCAUGCCUUUGCAACUGCUGUCAUCGCUCCAUUUGCCUUCAUUUUUGAAAGGAAAGGUCAACCAAAGAUAACAUUCCCAAUUUUCAUGCAAAUUUUCAUCCUAGCUUUGCUCGGGCCUGUGAUUGAUCAAAAUUUCUACUAUGCUGGGUUGAAGCUCACAUCCCCAACCUUCUCAUGUGCAAUGAGCAACAUGCUUCCAGCCAUGACUUUUGUUAUGGCAAUUUUAUGCAGGAUGGAGAAGAUAAACAUAAAGAAACUGAGAUGCCAAGCAAAGGUAGUGGGAACAAUAGUGACAGUGGCUGGGGCAAUGUUGAUGACCUUAUACAGAGGACCUAUUGUGGAGAUGGUAUGGGCCAAACAUAACCAUCAUCACAAUGAAACCUAUGCAAAAAGCACAACAGGAUCCUCAGAUAAAGAUUGGUUCUUAGGAUGUCUCUUCCUUAUCAUUGCCACACUUGCUUGGGCCUCCCUCUUUGUUUUACAAGCCAAAGCUAUAGAAACGUACAAGAAUCAUCAGCUAAGCCUCACUUCACUUGUGUGCUUCAUAGGAACUCUUCAAGCUGUUGCUGUUACUUUUGUUGUGGAACACAAUCCUUCUGUGUGGAGAAUUGGCUGGGAUAUGAGCUUACUUGCUGCUGCCUAUGCUGGGAUUGUGACCUCUAGCAUAUCAUACUAUGUACAAGGGCUUGUGAUUAAGACGAAAGGGCCUGUCUUUGCAACUGCCUUUAGCCCUCUAAUGAUGAUCAUAGUUGCCAUCAUGGGUUCCUUUAUCCUUGCAGAGCAGAUUUAUCUUGGAGGUGUGAUUGGUGCCGUCUUGAUUAUUAUAGGCUUAUACUCUGUCCUGUGGGGAAAACACAAAGAACGAAAAGAGAACAAAGUGGCAGAUGAUAUUCCAUUGCCUUUAAAGGGUGAGCCAGUGAUUAAUGCCACAGAUCAUUUUACUGAAGCCAACAACAAGGUCUCUUCAGUUGUAUUAAGCAUGCCUAUUCAAGAGGAUCCCAUGAAACAUAACCAAGAGACAAAGGCUUAAGCAAUAAGGAAUGUGAAUAGGAAUGGGGUUUUUUUUUUUUUUUUCCCAUCUUUCAUAAUCA